AUGUUUUCCACUUUUAAACUGCCAUUGGUACCUCAAUUAGUUCGUACCUUCAAACUGUCUGUACCUCGCUCAAUUGCGGCUGGAGAAAAAUUGCCUUCGGUCUCCUUGUUCAAGGGAUCUCCAGGAAACGAUGUUAACAUUGCGAAAGAAAUAGGUAACAGCAAAGCCGUGAUUAUUGGCGUUCCUGGAGCCUUUUCACCUGCAUGCUCAGCUUCUCAUGUUCCAGGGUAUAUCAAAGCUCUUAGAGCAUUCAAUGACAAGGGAUACAAAAAGUUCUUUGUAAUUGCUGUGAAUGAUCCCUUCGUCACUAAAGCAUGGGCUGAUGACUUACUACAGAAAUCUGUUUCUGAUGAUCAGAUUCAGUUCCUUGCUGAUCCAAGGGGAGAGUUCACUAGUGAUUUAGAUUUACUUUUUGAUGCUUCGAAGAUUUUUGGUAACAAAAGAUCCAAGAGAUACGCUUUACUUGUUGACAACGGCAAAGUAACGAAAACGUUCAUUGAGCCUGACAACACUUCUGUUGACGUUUCAGAUGCUUCUAAGGUUUUGAAGGAUGCCUAG
This is a messenger RNA of Priceomyces carsonii, 558 nucleotides long. RefSeq names its product Trp99p (gene TRP99). The coding region runs from base 1 to 558 and encodes 185 amino acids. The record is from RefSeq and is a predicted model, not a curated record. Lineage: Eukaryota; Fungi; Ascomycota; Pichiomycetes; Serinales; Debaryomycetaceae. The transcript has a single exon. Gene Ontology annotation, biological process: hydrogen peroxide catabolic process; cellular response to oxidative stress; cell redox homeostasis. Gene Ontology annotation, molecular function: thioredoxin peroxidase activity. Gene Ontology annotation, cellular component: cytosol; mitochondrion; cytoplasm.